Messenger RNA from Aspergillus homomorphus CBS 101889, 363 nucleotides. RefSeq names its product SCF ubiquitin ligase complex subunit HRT1. Lineage: Eukaryota; Fungi; Ascomycota; Eurotiomycetes; Eurotiales; Aspergillaceae. The record is from RefSeq and is a predicted model, not a curated record. Gene Ontology annotation, biological process: ubiquitin-dependent protein catabolic process; protein ubiquitination. Gene Ontology annotation, molecular function: cullin family protein binding; ubiquitin protein ligase activity; zinc ion binding. Gene Ontology annotation, cellular component: nucleus; cullin-RING ubiquitin ligase complex. Bases 1 to 363 code for a protein of 120 amino acids. The transcript has 4 exons.
AUGGCGGAUGUGGAAAUGAAAGAGGCCGGCACCUCUGGUGCUUCCAAGGCCAAGGGGAUGUCCAAGGUCGCAGAUGCCUCCAGUGACGGCAAGAAAAAGUUCGAGGUUAAGAAGUGGAACGCUGUGGCUCUGUGGGCGUGGGACAUCGUUGUCGACAACUGUGCGAUUUGCCGCAAUCAUAUUAUGGAUCUAUGCAUUGAAUGUCAGGCAAACCAAGGCUCAUCUACGACGGAAGAGUGUACAGUUGCUUGGGGCAUCUGUAAUCACGCUUUCCAUUUCCACUGUAUUUCACGGUGGCUAAAGACCCGUCAAGUCUGUCCUUUGGAUAACAGAGACUGGGAGUUCCAAAAAUAUGGUCGGUAG